ACAAUCCCAGAGUUCACAACUGAGCUCUGCCUGCUGCCGCGAGUUCCUUAUCCCCCUUCCCAGAAUCUCUCUGAGUCUCUUUCCCUCCUUCAACCAGCCACCUCCCACAAACCCUUGUUCUCUGUCUCCAUUUCAAUGGAAAUCCUUCGCAAGUAGUGUCGAAAACAUGACUGCGUUGGCCUCAACGCCACUCUGCAAUUUCCAGAUAUCAAAUCCUCCCUCCACAUUCUCAAUUCCAAGAAACAGCUUGUUUUCUCCUCAGAUUGGCACAAGACGGACCAAAAUUCUUGUAAAUUCUAAUGAAGCAGAUGCACAGACUGUAGAGGAACGCAAAGACGGUGAGCUUGAAACGAAUGGAGCAAGCAAGAGCAAGGCAUCUGCUUCAUCUGUUCCUGCAAUCGACAGAGACCUAAAAAAGGCUGUUCAGAAGACUGCAGCAACCUUUGCACCAAGAGCUUCCACAGCUACCAAAAACCCUGCAACCCCUGGAACUGCCUUAUACACCGUAUUUGAGGUUCAAGGAUAUGCCUCUAUGUUGUUAGGUGGAGCUCUCUCAUUCAAUCUGAUAUUUCCUUCCAAUGAACCAGACAUAUGGAGAUUAAUGGGAAUGUGGUCCAUUUGGAUGUUCACAAUUCCUUCACUCCGCGCUCGAGAUUGCUCAAAGAAGGAGAAAGAAGCUCUUAACUAUCUAUUUCUUCUCAUCCCAUUAAUUAAUGUUACCAUCCCAUUCUUAUGGAAGUCCUUUGCGGUUGUUUGGUCUGCUGAUACCAUAGCCUUCUUUGGAAUGUAUGCAUGGAAGUUUGGGUGGCUGCAAAAAACGGACUAGAAGGAUUAUAGUAUUGUGAUCGAUUGGACAUCACAUUCAAAUUUGACUGCCAACGGAGCUAGUUGCUACUAGAGUGAAGAUAUUUUGUGGAUGAAUGAGACAGACAUUCGUCUUGGGCAAGAAAACAUUACCCACCUUUCCUUCAACAACAACGCUGAACGGAUUGUAUUUCUCCUAUUUCACAUGGCUUUCCGAGGAUAUGUAAAUACUCAUUUUUGUUUAUAUGUGGUAUUUUUGUGUUGAAACGGUUAACAAUACAUGCAUAAAGUUUAUUUGCAAAAUGUAUUAAAGAUUAUCAAAUUUUUGAGUAAUUUAUUGUUAUUUGC
Molecule: messenger RNA, 1152 nt
Organism: Malania oleifera
Lineage: Eukaryota; Viridiplantae; Streptophyta; Magnoliopsida; Santalales; Ximeniaceae
Product: protein RESISTANCE TO PHYTOPHTHORA 1, chloroplastic
Exons: 4
Coding region: 167-826 (219 amino acids)
Biological process (GO): defense response
Cellular component (GO): chloroplast
Source: RefSeq, a predicted model, not a curated record